AAUAGGAAUAUAUGGUCAGCUCAUCGCGUCCAAGGCGCCCCCCUAAGCAUACUUUUCAAGGAACAAAGUUAGCAGAAACUCUAAUCUGUAAUCUGCUUCCGCUCUUGCAAUUUUACAACUUCUUACAAAGUUCAAGUUGGAUUUAUCAAUGGCGCAGCUCCCAAUUCUCCAAUUCGAGGAGAAAAUCAUCGAGACAGUGGAGCAGAAUCAAGUGGUUGUCAUAAUUGGAGAGACAGGCUCAGGGAAGAGUACUCAGCUCUCUCAAAUGCUCCACCGCAGAGGAUACACAAAGUCUGGUAUUAUCGGCGUUACUCAGCCUCGCCGAGUUGCCGCCGUUUCUGUUGCUCGACGAGUUGCUGAGGAGCUGGGUGUUCAUCUUGGUGAGGAAGUAGGAUAUGCCAUUCGUUUUGAAGACAGAACCUCAGAAAGAACUCGAAUCAAGAUUGUAAACUGCUCAGAUACCUCACUGAUGGAGUCCUCCUCCGCGAAAGUCUUUCUGAUCCUGAGCUUGGUCAAUAUUCAGUUAUCAUUUUGGAUGAGGCUCACGAGAGAAGCUUAAAUACGGACGAGUGAAGACCAUAGAUAUUGUGGUGGAGUGGAGAAAAAUGAAGAUCGCAAGAGACAAUAGACACAUUGAUGGGGCUGAUGAAACGUUUAAUUAGAAUGCGUAAUUCCCACUUGAAGGUUCUUAUCACUUCAGCAACCCUUGACGGGGACAAAGUAUCAAAGUUCUUUUUUGAUUGCCCUGUGUUGACAGUUCCUGGAAAGUUGCAUCCUGUUGAGAUAUUGUAUAGCAAUGAACGUCCAAAGAGCUACAUUGAAUCAUGUCUAAAAACGGCUAUUGAUAUACACACCAAAGAACCAGAAGGGGACGUUCUCAUUUUCUUGACUGGACAGGAUGAUAUAGAGAAGUUAGUAUCAAAGUUGGAGGAAAAAGUUUAUAGUCUGGAAGAAGGAUCUUGCAUGGAUGCUAUAAUUCUUCCUCUUCACGGUUCAUUGCCACCAGAACUGCAGGUGCGGGUAUUCAGUCGUCCACCUCCAAAUUGUAGGAGAUUUAUUGCAGCAACCAAUAUUGCUGAAACUUCUUUGACUGUUGAUGGUGUUGUGUAUGUCAUUGAUUCUGGUUAUGUCAAGCAACGGCAAUACAACCCAUCAACUGGCAUGUACUCCCUCGAUGUUGUACAAAUUAGCAAAGUGCAAGCAAAUCAACGUGCUGGGCGAGCUGGAAGAACACGUCCAGGGAAGUGCUAUAGGAUGUACACUUCCAUGGAUUAUCAAGAGGAGUUGUUGGAUGUAACAGUUCCUGAGAUACAACGAUCUUCUCUUGCUGGUAGCGUUCUUUAUUUGAAAUCAUUGGACCUUCCAGAUAUUGAUAUUCUCAGAUUUGAUUUUCUUGAUCCACCAACUUCCGAAUCUUUAGAAGAUGCAUUGAAGCAACUAUAUCUUAUUGAUGCUAUUGAUGAAAAUGGAUCGAUUACUAGAAUUGGGAAAACAAUGGCUGAGCUUCCAUUAGAACCUUCACUCUCACGAACCUUGAUAGAGGCAAAUGAGUUUGGCUGUAUAUCCCAGGCUUUGACUGUUGUUGCAAUGUUAUCUGCCGAAACGACCUUGCUUCCUGGUCACAGAAAGAGUGCUGAUAAGAAGAGGAAGAACAGGUCCUUGAACCUUCCUGAUGGCUCAGGAUGGGGUGACCACAUCCAGUUGCUACAGAUCUUUGAGCUCUGGGAUCAAAAGAAUUAUGAUGUUAACUGGUGCAAAGACCAUGAUUUGCAGGUAAGAGGGAUGUUGUUUGUCAAAGACGUACGGAAACAACUGUGUCAAAUAAUGCAGAAAAUAGCCAAAGGAUCAUUGGACGUAUGGUCAUUCAGAAACCAAAGGGAGAGUCAAGCAGAAUACUGGAACUUGAGGAAGGCUUUAUGUGUAGGCUAUGCCAAUCAACUUGCAGAGAGAAUGAUUCAUCACAAUGGCUAUCGAACUCUUAGUUUUAAGCCUCAAGUCGUUCAGGUGCAUCCCUCGUCUGUUAUGAAGCCAGAUGAAGAGGGGAAAUUUGCCGACUAUGUUGUGUACCAUGAGCUCAUUACAACAUCUCGACCUUAUAUGCGCAACAUCUGUGCAGUACAGGUUGAUUGGGUAAUGCCGAUAUUAAACAAGGUUAAGAAUCUAAAUGUAAACAAAUUAAGUGGUAGCAGUGCUGAUUUUACGAGUGGGACAAUAGAGGGCAACGUUAAGAACUCUCUAAAGAAAGAGGAUGCUAACACUAAAUUGACUCUUGAUGGCCAUGAAAACAAAAUUCUAGCUGCUCGAGAACGGUUUCUUGCACGAAGAGGGAAGAAGUGACACCGUGAUCAAACAAAUUGACUCUUGAUGGCCAUGUAUUAUGGAACAUGGGAAACCUGAGCAAAUUGACUGCACUUGUGGCUGCUUCUUCCUGUUGCUCCCUUUUCAGGUUCACCCACCGGUUUCCCGUAGUUUCUUCAAAGCAUGUGGAAGACAGGUAAGUGCAAGUGCAUUGUUUCCACAGACCAUAAUAACCUCAAACCUCUUAGUUGAGCCAUAUGUUUUGACUAGUUUAAGUAUGUUUAGGUUCGCAACCAUUCUAAGAGGUUUAACGUCUGACGAUAAUAGUUUAAUGUAUUGUAUGAACAUGAUUGAUUGCUCUCGAAAGAAAGCUAUAAAUGUUAAAGAAAUGACUAAAUAUAGGAUUUUCUAAAAAUUGAUGUUCUUAGCUUUUCAUUUCAACGAGUAGCUAUGAAGUGUGGUUUUUGCAAUUGUCAAAAGUUGAGGACCUGUUUUUUAUAAAUAAAAGUUUGAGGGUAUAAUUGCAAUUA
Cucumis sativus (cucumber) is the source of this 2828-nucleotide messenger RNA. Its product is annotated as probable pre-mRNA-splicing factor ATP-dependent RNA helicase DEAH4. The coding region runs from base 637 to 2337 and encodes 566 amino acids. NCBI's taxonomy places the organism in Eukaryota, Viridiplantae, Streptophyta, Magnoliopsida, Cucurbitales, Cucurbitaceae. The transcript is spliced from 17 exons. Gene Ontology annotation, cellular component: intracellular anatomical structure. Gene Ontology annotation, molecular function: ATP hydrolysis activity; RNA binding; ATP binding. The record is from RefSeq and is a predicted model, not a curated record.